ACAUCUGUGUACUGGCAGCCAUCCCCGUCGUCAUGUGGCACGCCUUGUCAUGACAGCCUGGCACGAGCAGCGAGGUGGACGUGUACCGAGAGCCUCCGCCGAUGGUCGUCCACGUGCUUCGCUCUCUCCUCUUCGACGCCGCGGAUCGCUCGGGAACGCCAGCCAGUCGUGCUUGGGAUCGCGCAGGAGAAGGACGUGCUUUCCCCUUCGUCUUGGCCAGGACCUGAACCUCGGAAGUCGAGUCAAGGAUUGACUUUAUCGCCGUCGACGGAAUAUCGUUGCUUUGAUUUGCGAUUCGCGUUUUGCUCCGGGAUAAGUACUUCGGCUUCGUCUGCCGUCCGCCCGUGGCUUGUGCUGUGCAAAGUGGGAGGAUUUGGUCGAGUUUUUGAGAGCAACAUUUCGAGGGCGACCUGGUGCUGGUGUUUCAAGUGAGAGAGACAAGGACGAGGUUAUUUUCCCCCUUCAGCGACAUCGUCCUCGAAGCAGUUCCUUCGCCAUGAUGAGUUCCGGCCGAGACGAGCUGUGCGGAGGCGCGGGCGCGGGCGGCGAGAGGGGGCGGCGCCCCCACCGCACGCCCCCGAGUGCGGCCGUCGAGGCGGAGAUGCGGCUGUACCUGGACAAGCUGCGGGAGAUCGUGCCGCACAUCCCGCGGAACCGCAAGGUGACGCGCCUCGAGCUCAUCCAGCACGUGAUCGACUACAUCUGCGAUCUGCAGCACGCCCUCGAGGAUCACCCCGGCCUCAAGGACGAGCACGCCGCCCGCCUCCUCACGCCCCCCACCUCGCCCCACCAGCUCUCGCCCAUGGCGCCGCACCUCAUGCCGCCCACGCAGCCGCUUCACGCCCACCUCGCGCCCAGCCCGCACCACAUGCUGCCCCUGCCCAGCCACGCACAUCUCGCGCCCUCGGACCACGCCGCCCACAUGCCGCCCAUGGCCGGCCUCGGCGCCAGACAGCCCCUCGGAGUCCUGUCCACCGCCAACACCUUGCAGGCCAUGCCGAUGCGCCGUGACGUCACCAAGACCACGAGUAGAGUCACUACCAUCAGCCACACACUCCCGGGCAGCACGUGAAUCACUCCCCCUCCCCUCUCCUUCCCCACCCCCUCCCCGUUCUCUCCAUGUCCCCUUUAAACUUCACUCCACCCCCUCCCUCCCUCCCUCCCUCCACCCACCCCCCCUACCACAACCCCGAUGUGUGUCCUUCUUUCACGGAUCAACUCACUCCUUCUCCCCCCCUCCUCCCCUCCAAGAUUUUAUUUUUAAAGAUCACACACCCUAAAAGAAAGAAACAAAGAAAAGAUUGCAAAGAAAGAAAGAAAGAAAAAGAAAAGAAAAAAAGGAGGUGUAUUUGAGAUUUCAUGGAUCGGAUUUUUUUUCCUUUCUUUCUUCCAAGAAGUAUAUGAAUAUAUAUCCUUAAACAAAAAAGGAGGAAUGGGUGAAGAAGGAAAAAGAGUUGUUUCAUUUUUUUUUCUGUCUCUCUCUCCCCUUUUUUUUUUACUUAACUUUCGGUUUUCAUUCUACUGAACACUCCCUCCCCUCCCCCUCCCCCUCCCCCACCUCCCUCCACCUCUUUUUUUUUUAUAUUCCUUCUCCCGAAAGUCACUGACCUUCCCGAGUGUCCCAAAAGAAGAGUCUCAAGAGUGACGUCACAGAACCCAAAGAAGAUUUCGUCCGUGGAAAAAAAAUAUAAAAAAAAUAUCUCAAGAGUCUUACCCAGUGACCCUUCAAGAUUAUCUUCUCGGGAGAUGAAUCCUCGCGGCGAAUUAUCCAAGAUCUUUUUCUUUUUGAAGUCCAGCUGUGACCUCUCAACGAAAAGAAAGAAGAGAUAAAAGAAAAGAGAAACUCUAUAUAUACAUAUAUAUGAUAAAGACAAGGAGAGGGAAAUCAGUAGUGAAUAGAAUCCUAAGUGACAGAAAAUUUUGUGUGCGUGGCUGCGUCAAUGCUUAAGGUGAUAGAUAGUCAAGGCAUUGAGGGCCCCUGUGUUUUGAGGAGUCCGUGUACUUAAGGACCCUUGUGUUUGGGUCCUAAUGCUUGUGGGUCCCUGUGUUGGAGGACUCCUGUGCUUGUGGGUCCCUGUGUUGGAGGACUCCUGUGCUGGUGGGUCCCUGUGUUGGAGGACUCCUGUGCUUGUGGGUCCCUGUGUUGGAGGACUCCUGUGCUUGUGGGUCCAUGUUCUUGAGGGUCCCCUGUGCUUAAGGCCCCCUAUAUUGGAUCAUGAGGGCCCCUAAGAUAAGACAAGGGCCUCAAUGAUAACACGAGGCCCUCAAGAUAACAUGAAAGCUUCAAGAAAGCACGAGGGCCCCAAGAUAACAUGAAGGCCCCCUGUAUGAUCCUCACACGCCUCCGGUCCGCGUGUGCUACAUAUGCUAUCCUCGCAUAGCACAUGUAUGCAUCUUGUGUAUUAUUAUUAUUAUUAUUAUCAUUAUUAUUAUUAUCUUAUCUCUUUUCUUUUUUUGAUACGAGUGUGUCCCGAGGAGGAUCUUCCCAAAGAUGUUCUUUUUUGUCCUUCAAGAUAUUCAGUUUAAAUAAAAAAACGCACAUUCCUGUUUACGUUUGUUAGUGUGUAGGUAUUUGUCAAAAUAUUAUGUACGUGUGUAUGUGACUUGAAACACAUGUACGUGUGUUUGCAUGGACAUCUGUACGUCUGCGUACGCACGCGUAUGUGUGUACAUGUAUGUCAGUCGAAACACAUGUACGCGUGUUUGUCAGGACAUGUGAAUGUGUGUGUAUGUGAGCGUGUGCGUGUGUGUAAAUACAUAUAAUCCUAGAGAAGGAUAAUUUCGAGACCCAGGUGCGCGGUGCAGCGUCCUGCUCGCUCGCCACACGGAGUCCUGACUGCCCCUUGCUGCCCCGCCGGCAGAUGGCAGACGGAAGGAGGCGCGGGCAGACAGCUGGUGGUUGGGAGGGUCAGCGGCGACGGAAGGGAGGGAGGGCGAGGGAGAGAGAGAGGGAAGAG
Messenger RNA from Penaeus indicus, 2957 nucleotides. RefSeq lists its product as uncharacterized. Gene Ontology annotation, cellular component: cytoplasm; nucleus. The record is from RefSeq and is a predicted model, not a curated record. Gene Ontology annotation, molecular function: protein dimerization activity; transcription regulator activity. The transcript has 2 exons. Gene Ontology annotation, biological process: cell differentiation; negative regulation of transcription by RNA polymerase II; circadian regulation of gene expression. Bases 497 to 1072 code for a protein of 191 amino acids. NCBI's taxonomy places the organism in Eukaryota, Metazoa, Arthropoda, Malacostraca, Decapoda, Penaeidae.